Molecule: messenger RNA, 737 nt
Organism: Centruroides sculpturatus (bark scorpion)
Lineage: Eukaryota; Metazoa; Arthropoda; Arachnida; Scorpiones; Buthidae
Product: L-gulonolactone oxidase-like
Exons: 8
Cellular component (GO): membrane
Molecular function (GO): FAD binding; D-arabinono-1,4-lactone oxidase activity
Source: RefSeq, a predicted model, not a curated record
AUGAAAUUGACUGCAAGUGGAAUAUCUGGUGUUAAUUUUACCAACUGGUCUAAAACCUUCAGCUGUGUGCCGGAAUUGUUGUUUGCACCCAAGACAAAUGACGAAAUUGCUCAAAUUCUUGCAUUGGCUACAGAUGAAAAAAAGCAUGUGCGUGUUGUUGGAUGUGGACAUUCACCAUCAGACAUAGCAUGUACAGAAGAUUAUAUGAUUAGUUUACAGCAUAUGAACAAAGUUGUUGAGGUGGAUGAAGUUAACAAACAAGUGAAAGUACAAGCUGGUAUUACUUUGAGGGAUUUAAAUGAAAUUCAUCUACCUAAAUAUAAACUUGCAUUAUCUGUAUUAGGGUCAGUUUCUGAUUUGACCAUUGGUGGAGCUAUAAGUACGGGAACACAUGGCACAGGAAUCAACUUUGGAAACCUUUGUAGUUAUGUUAUCGAAUUAGAAAUGAUGGAUCAUAGUGGAAAAUUUAUCAGAUGUUCUCGCAGUGAAAAUAAGGAAAUAUUUUUGGCAGCUGUUUGUGGACUUGGUGCUAUUGGUAUUAUUUUAACUGUCACUUUACAGUGUGAAUCAGCAUUUAAUCUAGAGCAAAGACAGUUUGGAACAACAUUAAAAGAUGUAUUGGAACACUUAGAUUUGCAUGUGAAUGGUUCUGAGCAUUUUAAAUUCACUUGGUUUCCUCACACAGAUGGUGUUGUCGUGAGUCAUGUUAAUCGAACAGACAAGCCUGUUGCAGAGGU